AUGUCUGACCUAAGGGACGCCGCUCCCCCCCCUAUCCCUCAGCGUACCCGCCAUCUCCACGUCCAUCGCCAUCGCGACCACGGCACCACCACCCCUCCGCCCCCGGGCACCACCAGCAGCAGCAACAAUAACAAUCAUACCGCCGCCUCCGACACGUAUGUACGUCGCCGCUCGCUGCAGGGUCCUGCUCAGCCUGCCUCGCCUGAAGUCAUCUCCUCUCUCAUCACGAGCCUCUCCGUCAUUUCCAAACCCGCCGACCGACACUUUGAGUCUCCGACGCUGACCAGCCUCUCUCUCCCUUCCUCGCCCCGUCACGGCAGUCUCGUCAGCAACGGCAGCUUCGGUGUCGACUACGGCGCCUUCUCACAGCCCUCCCUAGGUGAUCUUCGAGAGGAGACGGUAUCCCUCGACGAGCUCGCCGCCAGCUCGCCCGUCAUCCGAACCGCCAAACCGCCCUCCGGCUUCUCCCCACUCACCGCACCAAAGUCCCCCUCACGCGACUCUAGCGGCGGUUUCAAGUCCAUCCUGCGAAACAGCUCACGCCCCUCCUCCCGAAGUUCCCUCGGUUCCCGCGAUGAUACCCAGAGCAUAGGCAACCUCUCUGUCGAACGUGGUGUUGCCCCUGCCUCCGACUCGACCCGGAGCCGCUCCCGAUCGCGUGACAGCUGGGGACGGAAACAGGGUAGGAGCCAUAAAGGUCUCAUGUACAUGAGCUCCAAAGAGCGACUGCGAGAGAAGGAAUACGAGAGAAAGCGCCUCAGCGGUGCUGCUCCUGCUAGCCGCGCCUCCUUUGACGAUACACCCUUGAGUACCGGCCUAUCGCCUCGACCCGAUCCCUUUCUCGCCGAGACACCCAUCAGCGAGGAGCCACCGAUACAUUACGACCCGCCCACGAGGGAGCCUCCGCCACGGCCUGACCACGCACCCACGAUGGACCCCUUACCGAGCCCGCGACCCAUCCCGACGCGGGACUCAUCGCUACGCAAGACAGGACCCAACGCCAAGAGGUCUUCCGUCCGGAACUCCCGGUCGAAGCGAGACGGAGAGAGCAGCGCGAUACCCGAGGACGACGAAGCUCGUAACAGCAACAGGUAUUUGAAGGACCAGUCCUGGUAUAACGAAGAUGGAGAGUCGAGCAAGAAAUCGGCCGACCUCGGCCGUAGCUCGCAACGGUCGUCCGCAAACAUGACCGCCACGGGGAACAGCCGUGCGGAUGAGAUUCGCGUCACGAGUCCGCAGCCUCAGGACGAUCUCGAGGACGGCGCGCCGUUCCCUGCCGUCGCUCAAGGGCGGCGCCGUGACGAGCAUAGCACAGACCGCAGCAGGAGGAAAUCUGGCCGGCAGACGCCCGACGCCAACGAGGCCGUCCGAUUGAAGCGCAGUAGCUCCAGGCUCAAGCGUCUAUCGGCUCCCUUGAGUCCGCGAUCAGAGGGCGGAAGCGGACGCAGCGACAUUGCCUCGCCCGAGCCCGUAAAUGCCAUGCCUUCGGGGUACGAGCGCCCUCGUAGUGCCGACUCUGUCGACGAUGCCGUCGAGUCCUACCUGUGCUCGCCGCGGUUGUCUCAGAAGAUCAGGCAUCCCCAAACUGGCCGUGUCAUAUCCUUUUCGGAAGUCGGCGACUCGGAGGGCUCGGCUGUGUUCUGUUGCGUCGGAAUGGGCUUGACACGAUACAUCACGGCCUUUUACGACGAGCUGGCGCUGACACUCAAACUCCGCCUCAUCACGCCCGACCGACCCGGCGUCGGUGACAGUGAGGCCUACGCAGACGGCACGGCGACGCCGCUCAGCUGGCCAGACGACGUCUACGCCAUCUGCCAAGCCCUCAAGAUUACCAAAUUCUCCAUCCUUGCCCAUUCUGCCGGGGCCAUCUAUGCGCUGGCGACGGCCCUCCGCAUGCCCCAGCACAUCCGCGGUCGCAUCCACCUCCUCGCGCCCUGGAUCCCUCCUUCGCAGAUGAAUGUAUUUGGCACAUCGCAGACACUGCCGCCCACCAACGCCAUUCCUACUUCACAACGCAUCCUCCGUGCUCUGCCGACACCGUUUUUGAAAGCCGCCAACAGCUCAUUCAUGUCGGCCACGAGCAGCUCCAUCACGAGCUCACUACCCAAGAACUCGAAUCGCCGAAGCAAACGCAAGUCAACCAACACGACCGGCCGCGAUACGCCAGCGGCGCGGCGGCGAUAUCACGCCGAGCAUGGACAAGGAAAACCUCGGCCAGACCGGCUAUGGCAAGGGCGGCAUCGACAUGGAAUCUUCAUUGGGACCCGAGAGCAUGGACCGUCUACGCGCACCGCCUUCGGGUUGACGCAUGCUAUUUGGGAUCUCGCAACAACAGGCGCCAACCCGGCCGUGGACCUUCUCGUCUGCCUCGAACGGAGGCACACAAUCGGCUUCCGCUACGUGGAUAUUACGCGACCUGUUGUCAUCCACCAUGGGAGCCGAGAUACGCGCGUUCCUGUCGACAAUGUUAAGUGGCUGGGCAAAACUAUGCGGCGAUGUGAGGUACGCGUGCUCGAGGGCGAAGGCCAUGGCCUGAUGGCGAGUGCCGGUGUCAUGGGUUCGGUACUCAUGGAAAUUAGCAAGGAGUGGGAUGACUGGAUGAAGGUGACAGGGAACGGUGGCAAGAAGGAGGAGAGGGGCCGUCGAGGGACACUCGGAAGGUCAUAG
Verticillium alfalfae VaMs.102 is the source of this 2667-nucleotide messenger RNA. Its product is annotated as hydrolase. NCBI's taxonomy places the organism in Eukaryota, Fungi, Ascomycota, Sordariomycetes, Glomerellales, Plectosphaerellaceae. The transcript is spliced from 3 exons. Bases 1 to 2667 code for a protein of 888 amino acids. The record is from RefSeq and is a predicted model, not a curated record.